GAGAACCGCCUCAUGCAGGUGGUGGAGGAGCCGACUGGGAGAGGUGCACUGCUGGAUCUCAUCCUCGCUAGCAAGGAGGGUCUGGUCGAAGCAGGAAAGGUUGAGGGCUGCCUGGGCUGCAGUGACCACGAGAAGGUGGAGUUCAGCAUCUUGGGUGGCAGGAACAGAACAGCAAGUAGAAUUGCAGCCCUGGACUUUAGCAGGGCCAACUUUGGCCUUUUCAAGCAAUUGCUGGGGGAAAUCCCACGGGCAAGACUGCUUGAAGGAAAAGGGGCCCAAGAUAGCUGGGUUGCAUUCAGAGAUUGCUUCUUCCACGCUCAGGAUCAGAGCAUCCCCACACGAAGGGAGUCAAGGAAGGGAGCCAGGAGGCCUGCGUGGUUGAACAGGGACCUGUUGGGUAUGCUCAAGCAGAAGAGGAGAGUUUGCAGGUCAUGGAGGCAGGGGCUGGUCACUUGGGAGGAAUAUAAGGCUGCUGUUAGAGGAUGCAGGAAGGCAGCUAGGAUAGCCAAGGCCCCCUAGAAUUACAGCUGGCGAGAGGGGUCAAGGACAGCAAAAAGAACUUUUUCAAAUACAUAGCAGAUAAAACUAACACCAGAGGCAAUGUAGGCCCACUGAUGAACGGGGUGGGUGCCCUGGUGGCAGAAGAUACAGAGGAGGCAGAAUUCCUGAAUGCCUUCUUUGUCUCUGUCUACUCUGCCGGAGGCCGUCCUGGGGAGCCCUGUACCCCUGAGACCCCGGAUGAAGCCAGGUCAGUGGAGGAGUUUGCUUUAGUCGAUGAGGACUGGGUUAGGGAGCAAUUAAAUAGUCUGGACAUCCAUAAAUCCACGGGUCCGGACGGGAUGCACCCGCGGGUGCUGAGGGAGCCGGCUGAAGUCACUGCUGGACCGCUCUCCGUCAUCUUUGCCAAGUCUUGGGAAACGGGGGAGGUGCCCGAGGACUGGAGGAAAGCGAAUGUCACUGCAGUCUUCAAAAAGGGCAAGAAGGAGGACCCGGGUAAUUACAGACCGGUCAGCCUCACCUCUGUCCCUGGGAAAGUAAUGGAACAGCUAAUCCUUGGUGCCAUCUCAAGGCAUAUCAAGGAUAAGAGGGAUAUUAGGGGCAGUCAGCAUGGCUUUACCAAGGGUAAGUUGUGCUUGACCAACCUCAUUGACUUUUAUGAGAAUGUAACAAGGUGGAUGGACGAUGGCAGAGCGGUGGAUGUGGUCUAUACCUUGACUUCAGCAAAGCCUUUGACACAGUCUCCACAGCAUCCUCACAGCUCAGUUGAGGAGGUGUGGUCUGGACAAUAGAGCAGUGAGGUGGGUUGCAAACUGGCUUAAGGAGAGAAGCCAGAGAGCGGUAGUCAAUGGUGCGGAGGCCAGCUGGAGGCCAGUAUCCAGUGCAGUGCCUCAGGGGACAGCGCUGGGGCCAAUGUUAUUCAGUAUAUUCAUUAACGAUUUAGACGAGGGAAUAGAGUGUACUGUCAGCAAGUUUGCUGAUGACACCAAGCUGGGAGGGGUGGCUGACACGCCAGAAGGCUGUGCUGCCAUCCAGAGACCUGGACAGGCUGGAGAGUUGGGCGGGGAAUAACCUGAUGAAAUUUAACAAGGGAAAGUGUAGAGUCCUGCAUCUGGGCAGGAACAACCCCAGGUUCCAGUAUAGGUUGGGAAACUACAUAUUAGAGAGCAGUGUAGGGGAAAGGGACCUGGGGGUCCUGGUGGACAGCAGGGUGACCAUGAGCCAGCCCUGUGCCCUUGUGGCCAGGAAGGCCAAUGGUACCUGGGGUGUGUUACAAGGGGGGUGGCUAGUAGAUCGAGAGAGGUCCUCCUUCCCCUCUGCUCCGCCCUGGUGAGACCACAUCUGGAAUAUUGUGUCCAGUUCUGGGCCCCUCAGUUCCAGAAGGACAGAGAACUGCUGGAGAGGGUCCAGCGUAGGGCUACGAAGAUGAUUAAGGGAGUGGAGCAUCUCCCUUAUGAAGAAAGGCUGAGGGAGCUGGGUCUCUUUAGUUUGGAAAAGAGGAGACUAAGGGGGGACCUCAUUAAUGUUUAUAAAUAUAUAAAGGGUGAGUGCCAUGAGGAUGGAGCCAGGCUCUUCUCGGGGGCAAACAAUGAUAGGACAAAGGGUAAUGGGAGCCGGAGGAGGGGAUUGUUUUGGGGGCUUCAUCAGGGGUCUGGGACAUGCAGAGGCAGGGGGCCCAGCGGCUGUGUGCCCCCAAUCCAGGGUGCCCCCAUAGCCAUGACCUGGGUGCCGACAGCUGCCUCUGGCCAUUGAUUUCUUCGUUAUUUGCGUCCCCUUCGCUCUCCCGCCCCGCUGCAGCGAUGCUGGUGGGAGGGGGCGUUAAGAAACCCCCCCCACCCAGCACCCACCUCUGUGCUGCUGCUCCUUCUCUCUAGAUUUAUAUAUAUUAAAUAUAUAUUUUUAAAAAAUGAGGGGAGAAAAGACCAUCUAGAGGCUCUCAAGGGCCAGUGCCCUCCCCAGCAGUGUGUGCCCCCCACCCUAGAAAUAAUACCUAGAAAAUUCUUCCAGUGCGAUUCUCAGGGGAGCCCCCGCUCCCAGCACCCUGGCCCGGGACCCCCCUGACCCCCCCCACCUCCGCCAACCCAGUCUGGUCUCUGGCUGUCCAUGGUGGCCGUGGCUUUCUGGGGGGCAGGGGGUGGUGGAGGCCGUGGGCGGUGGGUGAGGAGGGGGCAGCCAGGCGGGCUGGGGGUUGUGGGUGAGGAAGCCCAGUAGGGACUGAAGCUCCCGGGGGCACAGGCCAUGGAGGUGAUGGGGCUGAUGCUGCUCUGUGGCUCUCGGGGGUUCGCAGCUUGGAGAACGUGGCCAGAGCGUCGGGGAAGUUGGGUGGUGUGGCCGGUGUGUUGCUGGGGGUGCACAUCUGCGGGGGUGUCAGAUCGGCCAUGGAUGGUUUUUGGAGUCCCAACCUGCCAACUCCCCAUCACUGAAGAUCUGGCUGCAUCCCGCACCAGGGGAUGCUCGAAGCCGAGCUCUGGUGGGUAUUGGGGUACCCAGCGCUGCAGGGUCUGGGUGGCACCCCCAGAACGUGGGGGCUGCCUGGGGAGGAUCUCCAGCCCAGGCAGGGCCAGCUCGGGCUGCGAAGGACAGUUUGGACCAUCCAGGGUGCUUAGAGCGCUGGGGUGCAGCGGGUUUGGGGAGGGGACACUGCUCUGAUGCCAGCUGCCCCGGGCAGGGAUGAGGUGAUGCAAUGAGGACCAGCACGAUGGGUGGGGAGAGUUUUGGGGUCCCACAGGACCCUCUUCACCCGGCUCCCUGUCCCCUGCUCCACUUCGCACCCCAUUAGGACACAGAAAGUCAGGCAGGGCCCCCGGGACACGAGGCGCUGGCCGGGCCCCUCGCGGUUCCCGGCACGGCCCCUGCUUUCUGAGCACUGAGCUGAAUUUAGUGCCCUCCCCACCUCCCCCCCGGACAGACCCGGCCCUUUUUGAGGCCAGUCUUGCCAAAAACCCCAGGAGCUCACGAUGAAAAUGAGAAGUUAAAUGAUUCCUCACAACACCAUUCAACACAAGAACCGAGAGGUUUUUGACACCUGCUUCCUUGUAGGUGUCCUACUGAGCACUAGCACAAAGCCAAGAGUGUUGCUCAGCAGCACCAACCGCGUCUGCCAGGAAUUAAUCUUCAACAUGAACCAGGGGCAGCAGAAGGCAAUCACCAGCACCACAGACAGCAAAGGAGAAGUCUGCAAGAUCCCGUAAGGCUGGAAUAGACUGUUGGCAUCUGCUCUCCACGGCAAAACCGGAGGAGAGCGUAGAGGGAAAAGAAAUGAAAGUCAUUGACAGUGAAAAAUGCGUGGCGAAACACAGGAGGUUCUGACACAAGAAGACCCUCCCGGGAGCAAGCCAUGACUUCUGGAGCCAGCAUCUCUGGCCCGGGAUGAACGCUUGCCCAUUGCCGUGCGGCCACUUGCGGUGCAAAACUGGGGUUUGAGAGGGGCUGUUGCCCCCCGGUGUCUUGCUCUGCCUGGAGAUGUCUGUGCAGAGGUCCCUGGACAGGACGCCUCUUCCUCAGUCAGCGCUGGCAAAAACCAUCUGGGGACACGCUCCGUCCCCUGGAACUCUUCCUUGUGUGACUCGCAGCUCACGUGUGACAGCGCUGCUCCAAACUUGGCCAUCUCCAAGGACCGGCUUUCUUUGGGAUGUGGGGUUCACUCUCAGAGGAAUCAUGGCAGCCCUGCUUUCUGUGUUGGGGUCUCCCUUUCAGCUAUGGAGCAGCUUCAGUUCGCAGUGCAAAAGGAUCUUGCAAUGGCUGUGUAGCUAGCAGCAGCGUUUCUGAAGCAUCAGAGGAGAUGUCAGAGCCAUGAGGCUGAGGGACGGGACUCCCAGCACAAGGUUGCCCGUGUUUCAAAAGGGAGGCAGCCGUGCCAGCUGGAGAACCUCUCUCGCAGCUCCAUCCCCAGCAAAGAGCUGUCUCUAGAGCAGUUUGUGCUGCUUACAGGCAAGAUCAGCCUUUGCAUUUGAACCACCUUCUUGCAGAGGUGACAGGAAACAUCCUCUGGUUUAUGUUGUUCUAGCUGCAAAGGCCAGAGCAGUGUUCAUGAGGGAGCAAGCGAUGGGCACAUUUCCUGGUCAGCAGCCGCUGGCUCGUGCCAACGGUCAAGAGAGGCAGAAGAAAUCCCUUCAGAACAGCUCCCUCUCAAAAGACACCCUUCUGCUUGAUGAACCGCAGGGAAAGGCGUCCUAAACCAGGCACUUUGACCUUGUUUUCAGCCCAGGUUCCCAGGUGCUGGUGCACUCGUGAGCCAGUCGCUGCACAUCUGCCGCCAAGGGGAAUCGCCUCCGAGGCCAACUGUGCCAUGGGGAAAGGAAAGGGUGAGACGUCGGGAGAGUUUCAUUUAGUGCACAACACGGAUAAAGCCAUUCUCUCUGCAAUUAAAACUGAGGGUAUUUAAUUGAGUGAAAUGAGAUUUCAUUCCCCAUGACCUGUCUGAUUGUACUUUGAAUCUGGGCACGGGCUGCAGUGACCUGCCACAACAUUGGAGGUGUCACCAGCUGCAUUGUAGGUGGUAAAGUGGGAAAGGCAGGAGGGAGCCUCAGCAUCUCCCAUCCCGUGGGUGACUUCAUCACAAAGGACCAGGGCGGCGCCCGCUGGCUCCUGGGGCGGCUGUUGCCAGGCAACAGAGACACUAUAUUGUCCCCUGUCACCUGUGCCCCUCGCCCAUUUGGUCACUGGCCGUGGUGGGAUCACUUGCCGUGGUGGGAUCACUGUGGUGGUGGACUCAUUUUGGCAGUUGGAUUGCUUUCGUGGUGGGAUUGCUAUUGGUGGUUGCAUCACUUUUGGUGGUAGGAUCGCUACUGGUGGUUGAACCACUUCUGGUGGUUGAACUGCUGUUGGUGGUUUUAUCACUUUCGGAACUUGGAUCUGUUUGGCGACUGGAUCACUUUGAUCACUCGGAUUGCUUUUGGCACUUGGAUCUGUUUGGUGACUGGAUCACUUUCUGUGGCAAGAAGGAGGAGGAGAAAGGCUGCUGGCUGCCCAUCCCUCCAACAUCAUCUCCGGACAGAAGAGCUCCCGUCUUCCCACAUCCAGUUCAGUGUUUUCGGGCAGAGCAGCAGCGAUGGCCACACGUGGACUGCUGGAGAUGCUGAACGCCGCCAUGGGGACACCCCAUUUGGGGGUUGUCGACUUGGUGGCACUGCACAAAUUGCUUGAGGCCAUCAUCGGGCAGCUGGGCCAGCAGGAGCUGUCUGUCCUGGAGCCAGAGCAGAGCCCGGCCCCCGGCCUGGCAAAGGAUCAGGACAGCAAGGCCCAGCCUGGCCAGGAGAAGGAGGAGGAUGGAGCCCUGGGCACAGGGCAGCACCUCUGGAAACCAAAGCAGCAGCUGGAUGAGAAGGACACGCUGGAGGGGACCGGGAGCAACUCCAAGGUCUCCUCCGUGGCCAAGGAGGCCAUGCCAAAAACAACGGAAGAGGAGAAGAGAGAUGUCCCCAAGAAAAGGGCUUCGCUCCAGGACCUGUGGGAGGAGAUCAGCAAGUUUAAGGAGGCGCAGUCCAGCCUGGAACAGGACGUGCGGGAGAUGAAGGAGGCCAUGCAGGAGGCGCAUUCUGGCCUGGAACAGGACAUCCAGGAGAUGAAGGAGGCGCAUGUCGGCCUGGCAGAGGACAUGCAUGCCCUGCAGGAGGCGCAUUCCGGCCUGGCGGAGGACAUCCAGGAGAUCCAGGAGACGCUUGGCCUGGAGGGUGGUGGGGGCCAGUCUGCCCCCGCUGAGCCCACCCGGGUGGCCGUGGACAGCCAGGCCAGGAGGAGCUCAGCACUGGAGCCAAAGGGACGUGGGACACGGCCUGGGAUGGAGACCAGCAAGGGGACUGCAGGGUCUGGCUCCCCGGGGAUGCAAGCAGGGAUACAGGGGCAACCAGCGACCCCUGUGAAGUUGUCAGGCGCUCCCUCCAUUCACAAGAGGUCUAUUGGUGCCAGCGCCACCACCCCGGGGAUGCAGCCAGGAUCCCCGGGCACCCAGGCCAGCACCUCCCUGGGGACACAACCAGGGGCCCCUGAUGCCCAGGCCAGCACCGCGGGGAUGCAGGCAGGAUCCCCUGGGACCCACACCACCACCCCUGGGGUGCAGCCUGGGUCCUCCAGCUCCAAAGCCACCAUCCCAGGGGAUGCCCAAGAGCCGGCCAAGCCCUGGGGCUCCACCAGCACCUCAAGCUACGAGUCGGAGAUGCGGGAGGUGCUGUCACAGGUUGGGCAGCUCGGCCAGCUCUGCGCUGGUCUGAAGGAACAGGUGGAGCAGCUUAAAUCUACAAAAGCAGAAAGCGCAGAUCUUGAGGACGUGCGCCGGCUCUUCCCAAAGGGAGGCCGGCAGAGCAUCACCAGCAUCCUGGCCGACCUCAGGUGCCAGGUGUCCUUCCUGCAGGACACGGCCAGGGCCCUCCACGGGGAGAAGGAGAAGAUCAGCAAGGUGGAGGAUGCUCCCAGAAAGACGAGGGGGUCUGGAGCCGGUAGGAAAGCAGACGGCAGUGGCCAGAUGACCCAACAGCCGCGGCCCAAGGGACAGAAGGUCAAGGCAGAGCGCAAGGAGCUGGGGAAGCAGCAGGAGCCAACCCAGGCCGAGCUGGAGCAGUUUGCGGCCAAGUACGUGAAUAAGUUGGUGAUGGAGGCAGCACAGCAGCUGCAGGCAGAGCAGGUGGACGAGCCGAGGACGACCGCGCAGAGCGGGGGACACGAGCACGCAGGGUGCCACUUCUGCAGCCCGGACACCAGGGUGCUGCUGGGGAAGCUCCUCCAGCGCUGCGAGAAGCUCGAGGAGCAGGUGGAGUCCCUGGUCCAGAAGGCGGGCGGCAAGGUGGAGAGUCAUCCGAAGUGGAGGAGACAGUCCCUGCAGCAGGACGAGCAACUCAAGUGCCUCCAGGCCAGCAUCAUGCAGCUACAAAAGGACUAUGAGAAGUUGAGCUCGGCCCUUGCAAACCUCCAGCAGGAUCGUCAGCAGAAGCAGAAUGACAUCAAGAAAGCAGACAAAGCCGCCCUGGCUGACAAAGUCAGUCGCAGCCAGCUUGAGGCGUGCGAGGAGCGGCUGACCAAGAUGAUGGAGGAGGUGACGAGCCAGGUGACGGGCCAGGAGAAGGGCUGGCACCAGUUCCAGCGAGAGCUGCAGAGACAGAUGGACUGCAAGCUGGACCGCCGGGAGCUGGGGGCGUUCCGGCAGCAGCAGGAGGAGCGGUGGAAGAGCCUCAGCGGGCAGCUCCAGGAGAAGGCGCUGCAGGCAGAGCGUGACAGUGCCGCUGGGAUUAGGAAGCAGCUGCUGCCCGGUUUCCAUUGCCUGUCCUGCGACCGGCCCCUCAACAUGCUGGCACCUGGACCGGAGCGGACGGGCGAGUGUAGAUACCCCACUGUUCCGCGGAGCUGCGGAGGCCAACACACCGUCACGCCCCCGCGUUUCCAGCCCAAACCGCCCAGCACCCCACGGCCAUCCAAACCCAGUGCCCGCAGCCCCAACAAGAAGGACGCGAUGCAGCUGUCGGGCCAGGACGGCACUGAUGGGAACCAGCAGGACGAGCAGCUCUCCAUGAUGGGGGGCUCUGAGCUGCCCACAAUGCCAAGGGCCACCCCAGACACCCCGACCUCCAGGAACCGGCCAAGCACCCGCUCCUCGCUGAGAUCAGCCGUGCUGCAGCACCUACCAGUCUCGUCUCCCAGACGCUUCACCCUGGCACCGCAGCUGCUGCCGCCCAUCCAGCCCCCCCGCCGUGAACCAACCCCCUGACAGCCGGGCAGGACGGGGUCCCGGUCCCACCGCCCCGGGCACUGAGCAGGCAGCGGCUGCAAUAAAUGGCGAUGGGAAACCAAGCACCGGUGUGGUCUGAGAGGAGUCCCUGGGGCAGGAUGGCAGAAAGCCCCCAGUGUUUGCUUUUUCAGGAGAAAAAUAAGUGCUAAAAAGGCGCUUUGGGGGUGCCCAGGUGGAUCCAGUUGGUAUCCAGGCCCCCCCAGAAGGAGCACGGGGAGCAAACCAGUGGGCACCAGGGCAGAGCCAGCAGAGGCCCAUCCUGCCCCCGGGUGGGGCUGAGGUGUCCAUGGGCUUCAGAAACACCCCUGGGACUAACUGGGGGGACGGGGUAAGGGGGGAAUCAGGGGGCUGUGCAAGAAGCCGGGCUGGCUGUCGGCAGCCGGAGGAGGGGAGCGCUUUGCGCUUUGCUCUGGGUCAGGGGAUCCAGAACUGGGGGGACGCAGCAGCUUCGUGCCCCGCCCCGGGGUGCCCACGGCCGCCGUGUGGCAGAUGUAUUGUUAACCCCGUCUCCCCCCCACUUCCCCCUUUUGCCCCUCCCUCUCCCCCCUUCCCACUCAGGACAGGCGAUCCGGAGGGAAAGAAGGACACAGAGAAGAGAGUUGGAAAAACUGGCAAUGUUUUACUAAUGCUAUAUUAAGAGUAGAGAAAAUAAUACAAAACCAAUCCUGAAAGUCUCAGCAACUGCAGAGCCAGCACCUGAAGUCCUGGACUGGACUCUGCAGCCAACCGGAGCUGGAUUCAGUCUCUCAGUAGGCCUCAGUUUGCAGGGACGACUAGCAAGGUCCUCUCCUAAUGUCACCAUAAGCAGAAGGGACGAAAAGGGGCAAAGAGGACAAGAUCCUCAUGAUCUGCCACUUCUAUAUGAAGUAUUCAUGUGAAGGGGAUGUUAUACACGGUUGGUCAGUUUGUUGGUCACCUGUUUCUUGUUGCUCCUCUUGCAAGAUGUGAAUCUGUCCUUAUCAACAAGUAAGCAUUCCAUUGCAAUGUUUAUCAAAACAUGUAUGUGUCUGGUUCUCCAGGAAAAGGCAGCUAAUAUGAAGCUUCAGCUGACAGGCAAAUUCAUGCUGUCUGCCUAUCAGAUUGCCGGAGGGGCGGGCGUCGAGGGCUGGGUACUGCGUGCCGCCCGCAGCCAAUGAUGGUGCGGAAGAGGCGGGCGUUGCGGUGUCCCUACUGCGCAUGCCCCAGUUGCGAGCGCUGAUAGGCGGAGAGGGAGAUGAUUGACGUGUCCCGGGGAGCCAACCGGGAUGCGGCAAGGGGCGGGUGCUGCAGUCUCCCUAGUGCGCAUGCCCAAACCGCGAGCGCUGAUAGGUCCGCGGUGUCUCGGGGCCGGGGCCGGGGGGGGGAGACCGGGAGCGAACGGGAACGGGGGUCGGGGCGGCUGCGGAGCGCUCGCUGCGGCCGGCGCCCGGGCAUCGGGAGGCGGGCGGCUCAGGGCCGCCCUUCGUGAGGUUCCCCGGAGGCGGCAGGAGGGCGGAGGGGAAGGAGGCGACAGCCGGGGACCUCCCGCCGCGGGCGUCUCGGGGGCGCGGCGGCUGUCGGUGCCCGCGGAGCCCGGCGGGACGGCGGGGGAGCGCGAGGGGAACGGAGCGGCGAAAGAGGCGGCAGGGGAUCCGUCCGGCAGUCGGUGGCCCGCGGUCGCUCGGCAACAGCAGAAGCGGAUUGAAGGGACCGGCCGCUGGAGGAUGCCGAAGCCUCCCGGGUCAGCGAUGGGAGCAGCUUUGCGUAAAGCGAGGGGUACGUGAAGCCGGGCGUGCGGUGCCGACCGCCCAGCAGACGCCUGUCCCUGUUUUCUCUUCCCGCUUUUGAAGAGAAGCUGCCGAGUUAGCGUACGCUGCGGUGAAGUUCUACAAGAUGCGGCCCUCAGGAACCGGUUGAUGAGGGAAAUGCUUUCUGACCGCCUGCGCGGUGAGGGGACGUUUUUCACCUUUUAGCUCCUUCUGCACGACAAGAGGGAGACGGAAGGUUAAGUAACACGUUGUUUAGGAGCUGAGAGCUUAGUUUGUAUUUAACUAAUAAUUAAGAGACGUGUUGUCAGCGAGAAACUAAACGAUUACAACUAACCUCAUCAAAUGAAGUAAAGACAGGCCAGCCAGGCGUGGUGGUGGAGUUGCUCUCUAUGUGAGAGAGCAGCUACAGUGUACUAAAUUCUGCCCAGGAGCGGAUGAGGAGCGAGUUGAGAGUGUAUGGGUCAGGAUCAAGGGGCAGGCUGGCAGGGGUGACACUGCUGUGGGCGUCUGUUACAGGCCACCAGAUCAGGCUGAGGAAGUUGAUGAGGCCUUCUAUGGGCAGCUGAGAGCGGCCUCACGGUCACAGGCCCUGGUUGUUGUGGGGGAUUUUAAGUUCCCUGGUGUUUGCUGGAAGGACCGUUCAGCCAGCCAGCCACAGUCCAGGAGGUUCCUGCCGUGCAUCGGUGAGAACCGCCUCAUGCAGGUGGUGGAGGAGCCGACUGGGAGAGGUGCACUGCUGGAUCUCAUCCUCGCUAGCAAGGAGGGUCUGGUCGAAGCAGGAAAGGUUGAGGGCUGCCUGGGUAGCAGUGACCACGAGAAGGUGGAGUUCAGCAUCUUGGGUGGCAGGAACAGAACAGCAAGUAGAAUUGCAGCCCUGGACUUUAGCAGGGCUAACUUUGGCCUUUUCAAGCAACUGCUGGGGGAAAUCCCACGGGCAAGACUGCUUGAAGGAAAAGGGGCCCGAGAUAGCUGGGUUGCAUUCAGAGAUUGCUUCUUCCACGCUCAGGAUCAGAGCAUCCCCACACGAAGGGAGUCAAGGAAGGGAGCCAGGAGGCCUGCGUGGUUGAACAGGGACCUGUUGGGUAUGCUCAAGCAGAAGAGGAGAGUUUGCAGGUCAUGGAGGCAGGGGCUGGCCACUUGGGAGGAAUAUAAGGCUGCUGUUAGAGGAUGCAGGAAGGCAGCUAGGAUAGCCGAGGCCCCCUAGAAUUACAGCUGGCGAGAGGGGUCAAGGACAGCAAAAAGAACUUUUUCAAAUACAUAGCAGAUAAAACUAACACCAGAGGCAAUGUAGGCCCACUGAUGAACGGGGUGGGUGCCCUGGUGGCAGAAGAUACAGAGGAGGCAGAAUUCCUGAAUGCCUUCUUUGUCUCUGUCUACUCUGCCGGAGGCCGUCCUGGGGAGCCCUGUACCCCUGAGACCCCGGAUGAAGCCAGGUCGGUGGAGGAGUUUGCUUUAGUCGAUGAGGACUGGGUUAGGGAGCAAUUAAAUAGUCUGGACAUCCAUAAAUCCACGGGUCCGGAUGGGAUGCACCCGCGGGUGCUGAGGGAGCCGGCUGAAGUCACUGCUGGACCGCUCUCCGUCAUCUUUGCCAAGUCUUGGGAAACGGGGGAGGUGCCCGAGGACUGGAGGAAAGCGAAUGUCACUGCAGUCUUCAAAAAGGGCAAGAAGGAGGACCCGGGUAAUUAGAGACCGGUCAGCCUCAGCUCUGUCCCUGGGAAAGUAAUGGAACAGCUUCGUCUAGACAAUAGAGCAGUGAGGUGGGUUGCAAACUGGCUUAAGGAGAGAAGCCAGAGAGCGGUAGUCAAUGGUGCGGAGUCCAGCUGGAGGCCAGUAUCCAGUGCAGUGCCUCAGGGGUCAGCGCUGGGGCCAAUGUUGUUCAAUAUAUUCAUUAACGAUUUGGACGAGGGAAUAGAGUGCACUAUCGGCAAGUUUGCUGAUGACACCAAGCUGGGAGGGGUGGCUGACACGCCAGAAGGCUGUGCUGCCAUCCAGAGACCUGGACAGGCUGGAGAGUUGGGCGGGGAAUAACCUGAUGAAAUUUGACAAGGGCAAGUGUAGAGUCCUGCACCUGGGCAGGAACAACCCCAGGUUCCAGUAUAGGUUGGGAAAUUACGUAUUAGAGAGCAGUGUAGGGGAAAGGGACCUGUGGGUCCUGGUGGACAACAGGAUGACCAUGAGCCAGCCCUGUGCCCUUGUGGCCAGGAAGGCCAAUGGCAUCCUGGGGUGUGUUACAAGGGGGGUGGUUAGUAGGUGGAGAGAGGUCCUCCUGCCCCUCUGCUCCGCCCUGGUGAGACCACAUCUGGAAUAUUGUGUCCAGUUCUGGGCCCCUCAGUUCCAGCAGGACAGGGAACUGCUGGAGAGGGUCCAGCGUAGGGCAACCAAGAUGAUUAAGGGAGUGGAGCACCUCCCUUAUGAAGAAAGGCUGAGGGAGCUGGGUCUCUUUAGUUUGGAGAAGAGGAGACUAAGGGGGGACCUUAUCAAUGUUUAUAAAUACAUAAAGGGUGAGUGCCAUGAGGAUGGAGCCAGGCUCUUCUCGGUGGCAAACAACGAUAGGACAAGGGGUAAUGGGAUCAAGCUGGAACACAAGAGGUUCCGCUUAAAUUUGAGAAGAAACUUCUUCUCAGUGAGGGUGGCAGAGCCUGGCCCAGGCUGCCCAGGGGGUUUGUGGAGCCUCCUUCUCUGCAGACAUUCAAAACCCGCCUGGACGUGCUCCUGUGCGACCUCACCUGGGCGUUCCUGCUCCAUGGGGGGAUUGGACUGGAUGAUCUUUUGAGGUCCCUUCCCGUCCCAAACAUACUGUGAUACUGUGAAGAAUGCGGCUUAGCAGCGCUGCUGACUCUGCCGUCCCGUUCCCUUCCCCGUUUCAGCCGGCGAGGCGGCCGGAGGACCCGCUCUGUGCGGCCGCGGGGCCCGCGGAGUCGAGGGCUCUGUCGGCGCGCCCCGGGGGUUUCUCUGGAGAGACUCCUCGUCUCGGUCGCGUCGCGGCGGGGACGGACGAGGACCUCUGGCGAGGGGUCUUUCUGCGCUGGGAGCCGGGACCGGGCACGCGCUCGCGGGGCGUCCGUAAGUCGCGGUACGGAAUUUAGGCAGGAUAGCGCGCACGGGCUUGGGAGCGCCUUACAGGCGUGCGGUGGUUGCUCGUGCGGCCAGCUUUUGGUGUCGGUUGUUCCGGCGCUCCGUCGCGGUGUAGAGCCGGCCCCGUACGUAGCGGUGAGGCGUACCGCAGUUCGGUUUGAUUCUCGGAUGGGCCUCGGCUCUGACUGUGCACUCGAACGCCAAAACCUACAGCGGAAGCUGCGGUGGCUUUAGCGUGCAAGGGGCGCGAGCGCCGUGAAGCCGCCCGUGUGGCCGAGCGUCCCGAUCGCGGCGCUGAGCGUUAGGCGGACUUGAGCCGCGUGCCGGAAUUGUUUUGUUUUGGAGAGGGCGGGAUAAACCUGGAGCACAACUUGUGAGGGCGGUACGUCGUGGGCAGGUUUUAGUAUUGCCUGUGGAGUGCCGCUGGAAGCGUUCGUAGUUCUUGCUUGUCUCUGUUACAAGAUGAGCCGUGUCGUCCUGCGUGACGCGUAACGGGAGGACGGCGCGGUAGCGGUGCUCUGCAAAAGAGCCCGUUGGGGGGUAUUUUAGCUCGCGGGAAAGGGAUUGGGAACCACCUGGUGGGAAUGCGAGGAGAGCAGCCCUGGCGGAAUCUGAGGAGCCGAGGCCGUUGUAUAAAUUGGACAAGGAAGGAAAGGCUGCGGGCACAGCGCGGUGCUGCACCCGGCCGCCCCAACGCGGAACUCUAAUGUGGAAUUCCUGUGUUUCAGAGGGGGAGCUGUGACCGCCCCGUGCUCAGCAGACCCCCCAGCCCGGGUGGGGGGAGCAGCGCCGGAGCGGGAGACGCGGCUCCGUCCUCCGUCCCCAGCGUGCCGGGGGGCGGCUGCCGGCCUGUGGGACGUGGCUGCGGCUGUUCGGGGCGCUGCCCCCCCAUGUUUGGGCGCUCUGAGCAGCCCGAUGUGCUGUUAAAGGUUGUGGUGGUGCGGGUCAGGGAUCCCCAGGCGGUGCCGAGACUGCAGGACGGCUGCUGGUGGAACAAAGUCAAGGACAACUUCUCAGAGACAGGCGAUCCGGAGGGAAAGAAGGACAGAGAGAAGAGAGUUGGAAAAACUGGCAAUGUUUUACUAAUGCUAUAUUAAGAGUAGAGAAAAUAAUACAAAACCAAUCCUGAAAGUCUCAGCAACUGCAGAGCCGGCACCUGAAGUCCUGGACUGGACUCUGCAGCCAACCGGAGCUGGAUUCAGUCUCUCAGCAGGCCUCAGUUUGCAGGGACGACUAGCAAGGUCCUCUCCUAAUGUCACCAUAAGCAGAAGGGACGAAAAGGGGCAAAGAGGACAAGAUCCUCAUGAUCUGCCACUUCUAUAUGAAGUAUUCAUGUGAAGGGGAUGUUAUACACGGUUGGUCAGUUUGUUGGUCACCUGUUUCUUGUUGCUCCUCUUGCAAGAUGUGAAUCUGUCCUUAUCAACAAGUAAGCAUUCCAUUGCAAUGUUUAUCAAAACAUGUAUCUGGUUCUCCAGGAAAAGGCAGCUAAUACGAAGCUUCAGCUGACAGGCAAAUUCAUGCUGUCUGCCUAUCAGAUUGCCGGAGGGGCGGGCGUCGAGGGCUGGGUACUGCGUGCCGCCCGCAGCCAAUGAUGGUGCGGAAGAGGCGGGCGUUGCGGUGUCCCUACUGCGCAUGCCCCAGUCGCGAGCGCUGAUAGGCGGAGAGGGAGAUGAUUGACGUGUCCCGGGGAGCGAACCGGGAUGCGGCAAGGGGCGGGUGCUGCAGUCUCCCUAGUGCGCAUGCCCAAACCGCGAGCGCUGAUAGGUCCGCGGUGUCUCGGUGCCGGGGCCGGGGGGGGGAGACCGGGAGCGAACGGGAACGGGGGUCGGGGCGGCUGCGGAGCGCUCGCUGCGGCCGGCGCCCGGGCAUCGGGAGGCGGGCGGCUCAGGGCCGCCCUUCGUGAGGUUUCCCGGAGGCGGCAGAAGGGCGGAGGGGAAGGAGGGGACAGCCGGGGACCUCCCGCCGCGAGCGUCUUCGGGGCGCGGCGGCUGUCGGUGCCCGCGGAGCCCGGCGGGACGGCGGGGGAGCGCGAGGGGAACGGAGCGGCGAAAGAGGCGGCAGUGGAUCCGUCCGGCAGUCGGUGGCCCGCGGUUGCUCGGCAACAGCAGAAGCGGAUUGAAGGGACCGGCCGCUGGAGGAUGCCGAAGCCUCCCGGGUCAGCGAUGGGAGCAGCUUUGCGUAAAGCGAGGGGUACGUGAAGCCGGGCGUGCGGUGCCGACCGCCCAGCAGGUAAGGGAAGCUAAAGCUUUACCUCCAGGGACUUCUGCCCAGAAAGCUGAAGCAAUUGCUCUCGCGUGAGCUGUAGAGUUACGCAAAGAGAAGAAGAUUAGUAGCUGCACUGAUUCUAAGCAGGUUUCUUGAAGGGUGCGGGCCCUUGAAGCCGUUUGAAAAGAAUAAAGUGUAUUAACGGCACAAGGGAGGCAGAUUAAACGUGAUGCUCCGGUUGCUGGAAGCUGUGCUGUUGCUAGGAGAGUUGCCGUCACGCGUUGCAACGGGCCUCAGAAGGGAAACGCUGCUCAGGAAACUGGCCAUAAAUUGGCAGGCGCCGCGUCAAACCAGCCACCGAGAGGACAGAGACCGGUACGGAAGCCGCGUCUCUGAGCCCAGGUGGCCGUGUCCUCCAGCCAACGUCAGGGAACUGUAACAAAGAGGAUAAGCAAUUAAUAGGAGAUUUAUAGCCCGAUCAGAAUUAGGGUCCAAAGGAGCCGUCACCGGCGACGGGAGAGCAGCGGCGCCUCGCGGCGCGAGGAGCUGACGCGCUCUGUCGAGAUCGGACGAACAGGUAAGAGCGAAUUUAGAAGCUCUGUGCGAACGAGGCAAUGGGAAACGUGCCUAGAAAACCGUCUUGAUAGUGCACACGGGGUACAGACAAGAGCAGCCGGACGAGGGAAACGUACCAGGACGACGCUGGCAAAGGGAGUUCUCCGAGCUGCCUGGAAAAGGGGGGUGUCGAUACCGGCCGGCACGAACGGCUCCCUUCUCGGGUCGGCCGGAAGCGUUGCCGUGCCGGGGGGCGGCUGCCGGCCUGCGGGCCGGGGCUGCGGCUGUUUGGGGCGCUGCCCCCGCUUUGUUUUCCUCGGGGAGCCCCCCCACGCUCGGGGGCUUGUGGGACGUGCACGUGCGAAUGACACGGUGUUCCCAGCUGCUCUGUUCUCUGCCUUGUUUUUUCAGGUGCCUGUCCCUGUUUUCUCUUCCCGCUUUUGAAGAGAAGCUGCCGAGUUAGCGUACGCUGCGGUGAAGUUCUACAAGAUGCGGCCCUCAGGAACCGGUUGACGUGAGGGAAAUGCUUUCUGACCGCCUGCGCGGUGAGGGGACGUUUUUCACCUUUUAGCUCCUUCUGCACGACAAGAGGGAGACGGAAGAGGGGGAGCUGUGACCGCCCCGUGCUCAGCAGACCCCCCAGCCCGGGUGGGGGGAGCAGCGCCGGAGCGGGAGACGCGGCUCCGUCCUCCGUCCCCAGCGUGCCGGGGGGCGGCUGCCGGCCUGUGGGACGUGGCUGCGGCUGUUCGGGGCGCUGCCCCCCCAUGUUUGGGCGCUCUGGUACGUACAUAGGUAAAUGGCGUUUUAAAGUAACGUGCUGCCCGCUGGGGCUGUUUUCCUUUUCUACCUUUUUUUUUUUGAGUGAAUAAAUGGGGGGACUCGGGGGGUGACGAUGACGUUACUGGAGGAGCAGGCCGGUGAGAGAUGGGGGCUUUCAGCCCCAAAAUGCCUGAACAAUCAUGGGUGGGGUGUUUAGUGGUACUGUGGGGAGGAGAAAUUUCUCCCUGUCCGUUGCAGAGAAAACAGAACAAUCCCACAUCAAAGCUGUCCUAGAGAAGUACUUGCUGUUUGUCAUUCCGGUUCUAGAGCAGCCCCAUGUGCUGUUAAAGGUUGUGGUGGUGCGGGUCAGGGAUCCCCAGGCGGUGCCGAGACCGCAGGACGGCUGCUGGUGGAACAAAGUCAAGGACAACUUCUCAGAGACAGGCGAUCCGGAGGGAAAGAAGGACAGAGAGAAGAGAGUUGGAAAAACUGGCAAUGUUUUACUAAUGCUAUAUUAAGAGUAGAGAAAAUAAUACAAAACCAAUCCUGAAAGUCUCAGCAACUGCAGAGCCGGCACCUGAAGUCCUGGACUGGACUCUGCAGCCAACCGGAGCUGGAUUCAGUCUCUCAGCAGGCCUCAGUUUGCAGGGACGACUAGCAAGGUCCUCUCCUAAUGUCACCAUAAGCAGAAGGGACGAAAAGGGGCAAAGAGGACAAGAUCCUCAUGAUCUGCCACUUGUAUAUGAAGUAUUCAUGUGAAGGGGAUGUUAUACACGGUUGGUCAGUUUGUUGGUCACCUGUUUCUUGUUGCUCCUCUUGCAAGAUGUGAAUCUGUCCUUAUCAACAAGUAAGCAUUCCAUUGCAAUGUUUAUCAAAACAUGUAUGUAUCUGGUUCUCCAGGAAAAGGCAGCUAAUAUGAAGCUUCAGCUGACAGGCAAAUUCAUGCUGUCUGCCUAUCAGAUUGCCGGAGGGGCGGGCGUCGAGGGCUGGGUACUGCGUGCCGCCCGCAGCCAAUGAUGGUGCGGAAGAGGCGGGCGUUGCGGUGUCCCUACUGCGCAUGCCCCAGUCGCGAGCGCUGAUAGGCGGAGAGGGAGAUGAUUGACGUGUCCCGGGGAGCGAACCGGGAUGCGGCAAGGGGCGGGUGCUGCAGUCUCCCUAGUGCGCAUGCCCAAACCGCGAGCGCUGAUAGGUCCGCGGUGUCUCGGUGCCGGGGCCGGGGGGGGGAGACCGGGAGCGAACGGGAACGGGGGUCGGGGCGGCUGCGGAGCGCUCGCUGCGGCCGGCGCCCGGGCAUCGGGAGGCGGGCGGCUCAGGGCCGCCCUUCGUGAGGUUUCCCGGAGGCGGCAGAAGGGCGGAGGGGAAGGAGGGGACAGCCGGGGACCUCCCGCCGCGGGCGUCUUCGGGGCGCGGCGGCUGUCGGUGCCCGCGGAGCCCGGCGGGACGGCGGGGGAGCGCGAGGGGAACGGAGCGGCGAAAGAGGCGGCAGGUGAGUGCGGCAGCGGCGAGGGUGACCGUGCCGUUGGAACGGGGGGAGCGGGAGGGGCCGGCGCGGCGCGGAGGCGUUCGGUUCCGGUUCCCCCCCCCCCCCCCCGCCCUUACGGCCGCGCUGGCGAAGCUGCUGGGAGGCGUGCGGUCCGGAGCCGCGUCUCCCUCCGGCGCAGCGCCCGUGCCCGGUGCGGCAGCCCCUCCGGGAGCGGCGCAGCCCCCGUCGGUCGCGGGGACGGUUACAAGCAGAGCUAAGGCGCGGUUGCGGGCGGGCUGGGUGGCGUGGCGAGCGGGGCGCCGCUCCGGCGGGAGCUCGGGGCGAGCCCCGGCGGGUUCCGUGUCCUGCGGGCGCGGCUUUCGCGCCGCGGCUCUCUCUGUGCGCUUUUUUGUUUGGUCGCGUUUGUUUUUUGGGUUUUUUUUGGCGGGAUUCCCGCGAAACGCGGCACGACCGCUCGCCCGGGGCUGCCGCGGCGGGUCUCAGUGGCGCCGUCCUGUGGGCAAAGCGCGGUACUGCACCCGGCCGCCCCAACGCGGUGCCGCGGCGCGCCUCGGUGCUGCCGCCCUGUGGCGAAACCCGGGUACUGCAGCGCACGGCAAGGGGGGGGGGCAGAGACGCCGAUCGAGCCGCGGGGGUUCGCGGUCGGGUCCGUGCGUGCCGGUGUCCGUCCCCCCCGACGGGGGUCAGGUCCCCAUUGGUGUGCAAACGACAUCCCUCCCUCGGGGCCUCCUUAAACGUUUAAUGACGUAAAUAUUGCUCCUGCUAACGUUGUCGGCGCGGCUUCUUUCCUCAGUGGAUCCGUCUGGCAGUCGGUGGCCCACGGUCGCUCGGCAACAGCAGAAGCGGAUUGAAGGGACCGGCCGCUGGAGGAUGCCGAAGCCUCCCGGGUCAGCGAUGGGAGCAGCUUUGCGUAAAGCGAGGGGUACGUGAAGCCGGGCGUGCGGUUUGUUUGUUGGUCACCUGUUUCUUGUUGCUCCUCUUGCAAGAUGUGAAUCUGUCCUUAUCAACAAGUAAGCAUUCCAUUGCAAUGUUUACCAAAACAUGUAUCUGGUUCUCCAGGAAAAUGCAGCUAAUAUGAAGCUUUAGCUGACAGGCAAAUUCACUGAAAGAGAAACUUGUUUUUUAAUGAAACCAGGACAGCCCCCUCCCCAAUCCCCUCAGGACUCCUCUGAUUCCCAUCUGCUCCUCUCAGGACAGCUGAGCUUGUCUUUUGGGGCCCCUGAGAGCCCCCAUUUACCUUCUUUUACCUACCUUUGUUGUUGUUCCCAGCCUAUCCUGGUGUUUUCCAUCCUUCAGGACUUAUUUAUUACUGUUGUGAGAGUCCGAGAGAAAAGGAGGAGUGUCUGUGACUUACAACCGUCGUUGUUGAUCUACAGUGUUUUAGAGACGGAUUCUUGCAGGAUCUAUUUCUGGUUCGUCCUUCACUCCUCCCCAGACCGCAGCGCUGGUCCGAGUUCCCCAGCACACGUGUGUGUGUCCAGCCGGGUACGCUGGGGGAGCGCGUCAGGGCGGGCAGACGCUGAAUGGACGCGCUGUCAGCGACUGCGGAACGAGCUGGGGCUGCUUUGACCGUGUCCAGCCUUGUGCGUGUGGUUUGUUUUCACUUGCAGGCUGAAACAGCAGUUUCCUUAAUUAAAAACACCCCAACAUGUCCCCCGGCCCCCAACAAAAAUAACGGCAAAAAUGCCACUGAAAGAAACACAGGGAGUUUUUAAAAAAUUUCCUUUAGCUUUCUCCCCCCUCCACCCCUACCCUGCUGCAUUCAGUGCAGUGAAUGACCGUGAGGAGAUGGCUGUGGAUCUGGCUGUUGAAGGGUGUGUGAAGGAGAAGGAGGUGUGUGUAGAGCAGGAUUGGUGGUGGAGGUGAGUGCAGCUGGUUUGGGUGUGGGGCUGUAAAUUCCUUUUGGAGGCUUCCUAGUUUCUGGUGUCACCUGCGGGGUGAAGUGUGACUGUGUGUGCAGGUUUGAAAGGUGCCACGUGCAGAGCUCCCUCAUUUGCCACCAGAUCUCCCAAUCACAGAGACAGCGUCGCUGUGCAGCUGCUAAGGACAGCGCGUCUCGUGCAGAAGAGCAUCCUUUGUGCUCCGUGUGCGUGUUCCUCCUUUGAAAUGAAGUUGGGCCGCCCGGUGUUCCACGUUACGUGUGGUACCUGCUGGGCUGAGUCUCCUCCCCGCGCUCCGGUCGGUUCCGUCGCGCUGCCGCAGCCCCGGCAGCACCGCGGCGUUCGCUGGACGCGUUGUUGGCGGAGCCGGCACCGACAAUCUUGACACGUCGAGGCGCUGCGGUGGGUUUGCCUGGAAAUUCCAAGGUAAUUCCAAGGCAGACAGUAAUAAUCCCCAAUUUAUGUAGUAAAAUUUAAAACAGUGGAAUAUAAAUACUGGAGCGCUAAUUGGAAGUAAUACCUGUAGAGAAAAAAACCUCUAGUUUAUAUCUACAAUAAAAAAUAAUGUGUGCUAGUUAAUCCGCCUGGUAGUAAUGUAAUGAUAAAAAUGUUAAAGUGUAAAUAGAUGAAAUUAUAUAGGCAUGAGCAAGAUGUAAAUUUAAUUUCAGCUAUUACUUGGUGAACUAGGCAGCAGUUGUUCCCAAUCUGAAUGCUAGUUUAAAAAACACAUUGUUUGGAAUUCCUUUUAAAUGAUAAAGGCAGAAAACUAAUGUGGAGUCAUUGGUAGCUUCAUUUGAACAACCGUUAUGAAAUAAACCGCAGACACGAAUGACUGCAUAGGAAACAAAGUGAGGAAGCUUUAGAUUUUAAACAGCAUUGGAAAGUGAUCGGGAGUGUUUAGUAUUUAAAUUAUAACAGAGCCACGAGAUGGGAGGCAACAAAGCUCAGAACCAAACAGAGUCAAAACGUUACAUUUCUUUUUUUAAAGAGAAGUAUAAAGGAACCACUAAGUAGUGGCUGUUUAUAAACAGAGGUAUUAAAAAGUUCCCAGGCAGUAAUGAUUCCCAACAGAACACUAAAAGAUAUUUAGAUGUAAAAUAAUAUUAGAAAACAGUUAUGACAGUCUGAAUUUAACCACAGCUUUUUUGGGGUUGUGCAAAAACAUGACCGCUAUUAAUUACCUCUGAGUUAAAAUAAAAAGACAUCAAACUAGCUGUGAUUAACAACAGCUAAUUUUAAUUUUUCAGUGUGCUAUCCAGUCCGGCUUCUCCCUCCAAGGGCGUGGUCUGAGAAAGCCACACCCCCAACUCCACCCCGUCCAAGCUCCGCCCCUGCCAGUCUGUGCCCUCCCCGAGGCGCGUGUCCCUUACAGACCCCUCCCAGCAGCAUAAUGCAUCGAAGCCCCGCCCGAGGCUCCACCCCUAAACUCAGCCCCUGCUAAACCACGCCCCCUCAGAGCACGUGCUGUACAGAGCCCACUCUACUCUCGGCUCCACCCCUCCCUUCCUAAGCUACGCCCUCUUUGGGCGUGUCCUUCUCCGUGCCCCAAGCGGCUCCUCCUAUGGGGGUGUGACACACGGAGGCCCCACCCCCUGCCCAGUUCCCCCAGGUGGGCCUCCCAAUGGGCGUGUCCUCCCAGUCCACGCCCCUCAGCACGGAUCCCACCCCCGUGGGUGGGGCUACACCCAGCUGCGCGCGCGGCCCCCCCACCCAUGCGUGACCCUCAGUAACCCCAUGGCAGCCCUAUGGCUGCCCCACAGGUACCGCUACAGCAGCCCUGCUCCUGCCCCGCAAGAGCUCCAGACACGCCUCUGCAGAGCCCCCACAGCAGCCACUUAAGUGCCCCACAGCUAUCACCGCAGCCGCCCCAUCGCGCCCCACGGCCGCCGCUGCGGGACCCCUGGAGCCCCCGGCCCCACACCCGCCCCGCAGCCCCACAGCGCGCGGUCUCGCGGCCGCGGUGCCGGUGAAGCCACGUGCCGGCCGCGGCCGGAGGAGCCGCCGGUUUUCCCCCCCGCACCCCCCGAUCGCUGCUGCCGCGGCCGGAGGAGCCGCCGGUUUCCCCCCCCACAUCCCCCGAUCGCUGCUGCCGCGGCCGGAGGAGCCGCCGGUUUCCCGCCCACACAUCCCCCGAUCGCUGCUGCCGCGGCCGGAGGAGCCGCCGGUUUCCCCCCCUCACACCCCCCGAUCGCUGCUGCUGCCGCGGCCGGAGGAGCCGCCGGUUUUCCGCCCAGCCCCGACUCUCCUUCUUCCUCCUCAAUCGCCGCUGCCUGCCGCCACGAUGUCUUCUCUUCCGCCAUCUUGUUUCCCCCUUCUGCGCUCAUUCGCUAUUUUAUACCGAGGGAGGGAGGAGGCGCUCGCUGAUUGGCUGACAGUGUCAGCCUCGGAAGUCGUCCAUUGGCUCAUCCCCACGAGGGGUUCUCCGAGGGGGUGGGAGAAAGGCGCUGAUUGGUCACCGUGUCGCUGAGGGGAGGAAGGCACUGAUUGGUCACUUUCCGCCGAAGUUCGCCCUCCCAGUAACAGGCGCUGAUUCGCUAGCGCCCCUGAGGUAGAAAAGGCGCUGAUUGGUCGGCGUUUUCUCGCCGACGUUAGCCCACAGCAACGAAGCGCUGAUUGGGCAGCGCGGCUGACGGGGCGGCUCGGCCAUUGGCAGGAGGGCGGGCGGGGGGCGGGACCGGGCGGGACAACGAGGUAAUAAAUGGGGCGGCGCAGAACGCGCGCAGGACCAGAAAGGCGGAGGCGGCAGCGGCAGCGCGAGCUCAUCGGCCCCCCCCCCCCCCCCCCCCCCCCCCCCGCCCCCCCGCGGCGGGAAACCGGAGAACGGCAGGAACGGCGGCCGGAGUCAGUUAACGGGGUGGGUAAGGGCGGUAAUUAUCGUGCGGGUGUUAAUUGGGGCUCGGCGGGUUAAUGAGUGACCGGCGGGCUGGGGUGUAUCUGGGGGUUUUGAUCGGAACUGGGGUUUUAAAGCCGCGGGUUUGGGGGGGGGGCGGGGCGGGGGCGAUUAAGGCUCCCGGAGCCGCUUUAGCGGCUUAAAUCUUUGUGUUGAACGCGGGAGGAGCCGGUUCGGGGCUUUUCUCAGCAAUCGGGGCUGGUUUGGGUCCAAUUCGGCUUUUAAAAGAUGUUUUUACGUAAUUUUUGGGUGCCGAUUUGUGCCAGAAGGCGCCUUUGAAAUCUGUUUAUUGAGGGUUUAUCAGGAGAAUUAAAGUUUAAAGCUCGGGGAGAUUUGGGGCUUUUCCCCGGGAUUUUGAGUCCAAAUCGGUUUUUUUAGAGCCCUUAUUUAUUUAAAUUGUUAUGUUUAAAGGGUUUAUUUGAGGUUUUAUUUGGAACAUUUUGGGCGGGUUUGAGGCUCCUAAGGUUUAAUUGUUGGUUUAUUAUUUGAUUUAUUAUUUCACUGCGGUUCGGGGCUCCUGAAGACGCUGAGUUGUUUCAAUUAUUUAGCGCUGUGAGGACCCGUUUUGGGGCCGUUGGGGUCUAAAUCGGCUUUUUGAAAGGUUUAUUUAACGCGUUUAAAGUUUGAGGGGCCGAUUUGCGACUUUAAAGCUUUUUGAAUCUACUUAUUGAUAAGAAUUUAUACAAUAGAUUAAUAUUUAAAGCCCGGGGGGAGAUUUGGGGCUGUUUCCCAGGAUUGCGAGUCCAAAUGCGUUUUUUUCUGUUAACCGCUUAUUAAUUUAAAUUAUUAUAUUUAAACGGGGCUUUUUGAGGUUUUAUGAGGGUUUUUUUUAGCAUUUUGGGCGGUUCUGAGGCUCCUAAAGCCGCUUAAUUGUUUAAAUUAUUAAUUGUUAAAAUAAUGUAAGUAGUUGUUGAAAUAAGUGUGUAAGUUAUUGUAUUUAAAGCCGGGAGGGGCAUUUCGUUGCUUUUUGGGGGGUUUUAGGGCUGAAUUCACUUCAUUGAACGUGUCUAGAGCUGGGUGUCCCAGAUCUGGUGCUGAUUUGGCCCCAAAAAAAGCUUUAAAAAUCUAUUUAUUUAUAUAAUUUACUGAAUUAAUAUUUAAGCGGGAACAUGUUCGGCUUUUUUAACCCGCCGCCAUUUUGUCUCCCCCGUCCCGCUCUUCCUCACGCUGAGGGGGCCGAGGAGACGCUCGCUGAUUGGCCGGUGCCGUCUGGCGGGAAAGCCUCCCCCGGCUCAGCCCCGCUCGGCUGUCUCCGAGGGAGAGAAAGGCGCUGAUUGGUCGCUGCCUCUGAGGAGAGAAAGGCGCUGAUUGGUCGCCGCCUCCCUAAACCCACCUCCUGCGCAGAGAACAGCGAAGGCAGCCUGGCCACGCCCCCUCCGGCUGAUCGCGCCCCCCGCUCCGGCUGACCACGCGUGCCCCCCCCCCCCGCAACUCGGCUGACCGCGUGCCCCCCCCAACUCCGGCUGACUGUGCCCCCCCGCCCCCCGGCUGAUCCCGUGCCCCCCCCACUGCACUCCUGCUGACUGUGCCCCCCCCACCUCCUCCGGCUGGCCACAUCUCCACUGCACACCAUGGCGGGGAAGGGGCGGGGGGGGAUCACAAGGGUCUAUGGGGCGGUGUGGGGGUCAGGGCGGCUGUGGGGUCAAUGGGGUUGUUGUGGGGUGAAACACCCCUGAAGAGGCUGAACCCCCUACAGGUGAGUGACCCACACAGUGCCCCAUAGCACCUCCAUUCUGCCCUACGGAUCCACAACACUGCCCCACAGCACCCUAUAGCUCCUGCUUGCUAUCCCACAGCACCCCAUGGCUUCUCCACUCUGCCCCAUAUGUCUACAGCAGUGCCACAGAGUACCUCAUAUGUCUUCCACUCUGCCCCAUGGGUGCAGAGUGCUGCCCUACAGCACCCUAUAGCUCCUGUACUCUGCCCCACAGAUCCACAGUGCUGUCCCACAGCACCCUAUAGCUCAUGUGGCCUAUAGACCCACUGUACUGCCCUACAAUGCCCCAUGGCUCCUACACUCUGCCCCAUAGACCCACAACACUGCCUCACAACACCCCAUUGCUCCUGCACUCUGCCCCAUGGAUGCCCAGUACUGCCCCACAGCACCAUAUAGGUCCUGUACUCUGCCCCAUAUAUCCACAGGAGUGCCCUGCAGCACCCCAUGGCUCCUGCACUCUGCCCCAUGGAUGCCCAGUACUGCCCAACAGCACCAUAUAGGUCCUGUACUCUGCCCCAUACAUCCACAGGAGUGCCCCCCAGCACCCCAUGGCUCCUGCAUUCUGACCCAUGGAUGCCCAGUACUGCCCCACAGCACCAUAUAGGUCCUGUACUCUGCCCCAUACAUCCACAGGAGUGCCCCCCAGCACCCUAUGGCUCCUGCAUUCUGACCCAUGGAUGCCCAGUACUGCCCAACAGCACCAUAUAGGUCCUGUACUCUGCCCCAUACAUCCACAGGAGUGCCCCCCAGCACCCUAUGGCUCCUGCAUUCUGACCCAUGGAUGCCCAGUACUGCCCAACAGCACCAUAUAGGUCCUGUACUCUGCCCCAUACAUCCACAGGAGUGCCCCCCAGCACCCUAUGGCUCCUGCAUUCUGACCCAUGGUGGAUGCCCAGUACUGCCCCACAGCACCAUAUAGGUCCUGUACUCUGCCCCAUACAUCCACAGGAGUGCCCCCCAGCACCCCAUGGCUCCUGCACUCUGCCCCAUGGAUGCCCAGUACUGCCCCACAGCACCGUAUAGCUCCUCUACUCUGCCCCAUACAUCCACAGGAGUGCCCCCCAGCACCCCAUAGUGACUCUACUCUACCCCAUAGACCCACAGUGCUGCCGCACAGGACUCUACUCUGCCCCUUAGACCCAGAGAGCUGCCCCACAGCAGCCUGUAGGUGCUGCAUUCUGCCCCAUUGGUGCAAAGUGCUGCCCCACAGCGCCCCACACCUCUGUCCACCUGACCACCCUUCCCUCCUGACUGCGCCUGCACUGCCCACUAUGGGUGGGUCACAAGGGUCUAUGGGGCGGUGUGGGGGUCAGGGGGGCUGUGGGGUCAAUGGGGUUGUUGUGGGGUGAAACACCCCUGAAGAGGCUGAACCCCCUACAGGUGAGUGACCCACACAGUGCCCCACAGUGCCCCAUAGCACCUCCAUUCUGCCCUACGGAUCCACAACACUGCCCCACAGCACCCUAUAGCUCCUGCUUGCUAUCCCACAGCACCCCAUGGCUUCUCCACUCUGCCCCAUAUGUCUACAGCAGUGCCACAGAGUACCUCAUAUGUCUUCCACUCUGCCCCGUGGGUGCAGAGUGCUGCCCUACAGCACCCUAUAGCUCCUGUACUCUGCCCCACAGAUCCACAGUGCUGUCCCAUAGCACACUAUAGCUCAUCUGGCCUAUAGACCCACUGUACUGCCCUACAAUGCCCCAUGGCUCCUACACUCUGCCCCAUAGACCCACAACACUGCCUCACAACACCCCAUUGCUCCUGCACUCUGCCCCAUGGAUGCCCAGUACUGCCCCACAGCACCAUAUAGGUCCUGUACUCUGCCCCAUACAUCCACAGGAGUGCCCCCCAGCACCCCAUGGCUCCUGCACUCUGCCCCAUGGAUGCCCAGUACUGCCCAACAGCACCAUAUAGGUCCUGUACUCUGCCCCAUACAUCCACAGGAGUGCCCCCCAGCACCCUAUGGCUCCUGCAUUCUGACCCAUGGAUGCCCAGUACUGCCCCACAGCACCAUAUAGGUCCUGUACUCUGCCCCAUACAUCCACAGGAGUGCCCCCCAGCACCCCAUGGCUCCUGCACUCUGCCCCAUGGAUGCCCAGUACUGCCCCACAGCACCGUAUAGCUCCUCUACUCUGCCCCAUACAUCCACAGGAGUGCCCCCCAGCACCCCAUAGUGACUCUACUCUUCCCCAUAGACCCACAGUGCUGCCGCACAGGACUCUACUCUGCCCCUUAGACCCAGAGAGCUGCCCCACAGCAGCCUGUAGGUGCUGCGUUCUGCCCCAUUGGUGCAAAGUGCUGCCCCACAGCGCCCCACACCUCUGUCCAACUGACCACCCUUCCCUCCUGACUGCGCCUGCACUGCCCACUAUGGGUGGGUCACAAGGGUCUAUGGGGCGGUGUGGGGGUCAGGGCGGCUGUGGGGUCAAUGGGGUUGUUGUGGUGUGAAACACCCCUGAAGAGGCUGAACCCCCUACAGGUGAGUGACCCACACAGAGACCCACAGCAGCCCAUAGCCCCUCUGCCCUAUAGAGUCACUGCACCCCAUUGCUGCUUUUACUCUGCCCCAUACAUGGACAGCAGUGCUCCACAGCACCCUAAGUCUCCACUGUGCCACAUAGACACACAGUGCUGUCCCACAGCACCCCAUAUCUUGUUCACUCUGCCCUAUAGACCCACAGUGUAACCCUACAGCACCCCAUAGUUCCUCUGCCCUAUAGAUCAACAGCACUGUCCCAGAAAACACCAUAGCUUCUUCCCACUAGCCCAUAGGCCAGCAAUUCUGCCCUACAGCGCACUAGCUCCUGCACCCUAUCCCAUAGACCCACAGCAGUGCUCCACAGAUCCAGUCUGCCCUAUACAGCCACAGCACUGCUCUGCAGCACCAUAUACUUCCAGCACUCUGGCCCAUUGAUAUGUAGCACCCCAUAGCUGCUGCAUUCUGCCCAUAGAUCGAGAUUCCUGGGUCCCCUCACCCCACCAGCUGUCCUGGGUUGCGAUGCUGCACGGGGCCCUGUGCACAACAAAAUGAGGACAGCAUGGCUGCUGGGCGCCACCCUGCUUGGAAUCCAAGAUGGCUGGGGGGGGAGGGCUGGCAGCCAUGCUGGCACUGCCGGAGGGGCUGUUGGUCUGCGCCGUGCUCAGGCGGCAGCUCCCGGCUGUAUCGGCUGCUCCUGUGGCCCUGCACCCUGCCCAUGGGAACAAGGUGGCUGCCCUGAUGGGCGUGGCCAUCUCGGCUGCUGUGUCCCUGCUGGUGGGCGGGGCCAUGGCUGUCAUGGCUGCCAAGCCUGUGCUGGAAGGGUGGGGCUGAGGUGGGUGGGGCCUGCCUAGGGUGGCCAUUCUGGGGUGGGGCCCAAGGUGGGUGGUGGGGCCUGUGACUCUGUUUGCCCCUGACGGCCAUCUUGGAAAAGGGCAGCACUGUGCCGCUGCCAUCCUGACGUUGCUCCCCCAGGGCCAUGUUGGGGGAUUUUUAACCUGGUUUUGGGGCCAAUUCUCACCCAAUAAAAUUAAAUAAUGUAAAAAAA
Messenger RNA from Columba livia (rock pigeon), 28027 nucleotides. RefSeq lists its product as uncharacterized. The coding region runs from base 5549 to 8194 and encodes 881 amino acids. Lineage: Eukaryota; Metazoa; Chordata; Aves; Columbiformes; Columbidae. The record is from RefSeq and is a predicted model, not a curated record. The transcript has 22 exons.